This is a messenger RNA of Rhizopus microsporus ATCC 52813, 531 nucleotides long. RefSeq lists its product as uncharacterized. NCBI's taxonomy places the organism in Eukaryota, Fungi, Mucoromycota, Mucoromycetes, Mucorales, Rhizopodaceae. The record is from RefSeq and is a predicted model, not a curated record. The transcript is spliced from 2 exons. Bases 1 to 531 code for a protein of 176 amino acids.
AUGGUCUCCUCUCCACUGGUAUCCUCUCCGCUAACGUCUCCCUCACUGGCAUCUGAGUCCUCAUCGCAGCCCAAGCCUCCUCAGAAAUGUCCUCCGUCUUCUGAUUUAGAUUCCUCGGCUCUUCAAAAAGCUGCCAUGCCCCUUCAGUGUCAACUACGUUCACAUCUGCGUCAACUGAAUAUCAACGUCCGCCGUAUUCUCAACAUCCAUUAUCCUGAUCGUCACGUUGUUGCCCUCCUUAUCCAUAAAGAUUAUGAAGUUGGGUUCCGUUCACAAUUAAAAAAAUUUAAGAUUCCCGUACAGGACGAUUAUGAUCCACUAGAUCCCUCGAACCUUCGUGACCCCGAUUACAACGGCUGGAACGAAGCGAACAGGACGAGAGCCGCAUGUGGCCUGUUUCUGUGUCGUAUCCUUCAUGCUCUCGAUUACCUUAAAGAUCCUGUCAAACAGGCUGUAGCCAAUUUCUUCGCUAACAAAGGAUAUAUUGAUAGUAGUGAAUUCCUUGAGCUUUUUCCCGUCAAAAAGACAUGA